Molecule: messenger RNA, 1882 nt
Organism: Lottia gigantea (owl limpet)
Lineage: Eukaryota; Metazoa; Mollusca; Gastropoda; Lottiidae
Exons: 3
Coding region: 87-1715 (542 amino acids)
Biological process (GO): transmembrane transport
Source: RefSeq, a predicted model, not a curated record
AGUGCGUAAGAAACCGAUUGGAAAGUAUUAUAUAUUCUACUUAGUGUAGGCCUGAUAUUAUUUAUAGUUGCAUUCUGUAAACAGCUAUGAAACCUGUGAAUAACGAACUUGGAAAUGUGCCAUCGAAAACAUCACAAUUUCUGACCAAAUGGCGUGAAGCAGCUUACAGAGAUCGUCUGCUGCAUACAAUAUGGCUGUUUCUAUCAUUCAUUUCAAUGGGUUUCAUCGCUGGACAAAGAGGACCUUCCUUUCUAGAUCUUCAGUUAAUAACAGAGACAGACACCGAACAAGCAUCGUUCUUCUUUACUGCGGCAGCUAUAGGUGGUCUUCUUGGAGCGUUAGUUGUCGGCGCCUUGUAUGAUAAAUUUAAUAAAAUACGUCUGAUAUUUUUGACUAACAUUGGUAUGGGUCUGUGUGUCGGUGUUAUUCCACAGUGUAAACAAUACUACCUCAUGUUGACGUCUUGGUUUUUUACUGGUUUUUGUAUGAGAGGACUUGAAGCAGGUGGAACGGCCGAUGUCGUUAGAGUAUGGAAAUCAGAAAGUCGGCCGUAUAUGUUUAUUGUUCAUCUUGGUUUUUCCAUUGGAGCCCUCAUAUCACCAUUGAUUACUGAGCCAUUCCUUGUUCCCAAAGAUUCACUCGUGCCUAUCGUACGUCCGACGAAACACCCUUACUAUCUCUGUCAACUUCAAUUUGAAACGCAUAAUAACAGCAAGUACGAACUAACGUAUAACAAAUCCACAUUCGAUCCGAGUUUAUGUGUCGGAUUCAAUCAAACAGAUGCUAACACCGAAGUAUGGGACAUUAAGCUUCAGUAUGCGUUCGUGAUUUCAUCAGUUCUGGCAGUCGUUACGUCCAUUCCGUUCUUGGUGAAAAGUUGCAAAAAAAUCAAAUCAAAAGAAGAACACAAUUUAGUGCCUGACGAAGUGUGGCCAGUACCACCAGUUCAUUAUGUUUUUUCUAUUCUGUUAGUAAUGUUCAUGUAUAUUUGUAACACUGGCAUCGAAGACGCGUUUUCCGCCUUUCUCAUGACCUUCGUAGUGGAGCAAUUGGAUUGGACUAAAAGCCAAGGCGCGUUAGUUUCCUCCACGUUUUGGGGAGCCUUGAUUACCAUGCGUGUUUUAGUGAUUUUUGUGGCAGAUCUACUAAGUCCCGCCAAAUUAAUUCUGAUUGCCAUGAGCUUCUUGGUGACGUCACUUGUAGGGCUGUUGGUUUGCGCGCAAUACUUUGUUCAUACCGGCAUAUGGGUGUUCGUUUGUGUAGCAGGCGGUGCCAUUUCAAUUUUAUUUCCCACUGGAAUAUCACUGACUGACCAGGAGCUGGUGCCAGUCAACGGAAAAGUUUCGUCUUUUAUUUUAGUUGCUGGAGCUAUAGGUUUAUUGUGUAAUCCUGUUGUCCUGGGUUUCCUUAUACAAGAGUUCUCUGCCCUUUACUUCUGCUAUCUGCUUUUAGCAGAAGCCCUGUUUUCCAUCGUAUUGAUUUUAAUGAUUUUGUUGUACGGUCGAACAAUUGUUAGCAAAUUACGUAGACGAACAGUUUAUGAAUACAGCGUCUCUCCACGUUCUAGCAUCAAUGAGAAAAUGAUGGACACCACCGAACCGGAAGGGGUUCCUGAGGGUUACGAGACUUCGAGCGUCAGGGAGAAAAUGAUGGACGUCACCGAGCCGGAAGUGGUUCCUGGAGGAUAUAAGACGGAAGAGAUUGUUUUAGUGUAAAGGUGCGUUUUUUAGUUUUCUGAUCAAGUGGUAAAUGUUGUGAAAAAUAUUGAAAUUCAGUUACCGUGUUCGUAUGGUUGUAUUGGUUGUUCAUAGACAAAUGUGUUACUAGACCUUGAAUGUGUACCUUUAAAUUUGUCCAACAGAAUAAAUCAUAAAACAAUGGC